Macrobrachium nipponense is the source of this 1794-nucleotide messenger RNA. RefSeq lists its product as uncharacterized. The transcript is spliced from 2 exons. The record is from RefSeq and is a predicted model, not a curated record. Bases 1 to 1794 code for a protein of 597 amino acids. Gene Ontology annotation, biological process: proteolysis. Gene Ontology annotation, molecular function: aspartic-type endopeptidase activity. NCBI's taxonomy places the organism in Eukaryota, Metazoa, Arthropoda, Malacostraca, Decapoda, Palaemonidae.
AUGUCUGCGACACAAUUAGCAUAUUCCCUCCGACUUUAUGAGGAAACCUGCAAGGAUCUAUGCACCACUGCUGCUGACUUGAUUCAAAGGGCAAGUGAUGUUGAGUCCUCGACCUUGGAGACAUAUCGUCUUAGGCUAGAGUCUCAAAUAAAGAAGUAUGAAGAACUCAACUUAAGACAGCCUAAUAAGACCGCUAGAACUCAAAGUUGUGUAUUCUGUGAUAGACCAGAACACAAAGCCUACCAGUGUGACAUUUACAAGACCACGCAAGAGCGCAUUUCAAGACUUACCGCACAAAAUCGCUGCGUGAAAUGCACUUCACCUAACCAUAAGACAACCGACUGUUUUGUGAAGUUCCACAAAUGUCUGUCAUGUAAAACUGGACUACACCAUUCAGCAUUGUGCCCUGACUCCUCAACUGAGGUCUCUGCUGUGAACUAUUGUGGAGACAAUGACAGUGACAAAGACUUAAAGUCACAAACAAGUGGAAUUCUCCCUACCGCCUUAAUGAAAGUGGUGUGUCCGCCCUCAGGCAACACCAAGGAACUUAGAUCACUGUUUGAUUCUGGGGCGCAACGCACCUUCAUCACACAAGAGGCAGUGGAAGAGUGUAAACUUGUACGAGACAAUCCUGUCCAACUGAGCAUCAGUGGGUUCUGGGAUACCAAAGAACCUAGAGAAUAUGGUACAGUCACUGUACCUGUCAGGGUAAAGGAUGACAGCCUUGUAACUUUAAAGGCUAUUGUCGUACCUAAACUACCUCAGAACGCUAGGCCUCGUGGACUCUGUAAGAUAGUGUCUGAACUGAAGAGCCAGAAUGUCACCCUAGCUGAUCCUAACUUGUCAAGUAGUCAGAUUGACCAGGUGAAACUGCUUGUUGGCAUAGAUCACUACUUUGACUUUAUCCAUUCUCCACAAGCAAACGGAGUGAACCUGAUUGAGUCCUCCCUAGGAUAUCUGGUCGCUGGUAAACUGCCUAGUAAUGACACCCCUAUCAGUGCUCAUUCUGUAACUGUAAUGAGACUAGCAGUUGAUGAACCUUCCAAAGCUGCUCUAGAGAUACCACUUGAGAUGUCUGAUAGCAAAUUUGCUGAAGACCCCAUCCAACAGCUUUGGACCCUAGAAUCAGUCAGAAUCGUUGAUCAAGAUAUGUCACCUGAGGAUAAAUUUGUACUGGAAGAAUUCAAGAAUUCCAUCAAUAUGGUUGAAGGACAAUAUGAGGUAUCUCUCCCCUGGAAAGUCGAUAAGAAACAACUCCCUACCAACUUAGCACUCUCGAGGAAAAGACUGAACAGUACUAUUCACAAGCUGAAACAAACUAAUAAGUAUCUGGAAAUUUAUGACCAGAUCAUCAAAGAACAACUGUCUCUCGGCUUCACUGAAACAGUGCCAGAAGAAGACCAAAACCGGACAAAUGUCCAUUAUUUACCCCAUUUACCUGUGAUUAAGGAUUCAACUACAACGCCCAUUCGUAUUGUAUUUGAUGCAAGUGCCCGGAUGGACAAGCAGGCCCCUAGCCUGAAUGAUUGCUUAUACUCUGGCCCAUCCUUAACUAGUCAUUUAACCGACUUCUUGUUGAAAUUCCAUCUCGACCCAUUUGCAGUAUCGGCAGACAUCAGCAAAGCCUUCUUACGGGUAGGUCUCCAACCUAGGGAUCAUGAUUAUACACGUUUCAUUUGGCUAAAAGAUCUUAACAAUGAAAAGGACCUUCAAGCCUAUAGGUUUAGAUCAGUUCUCUUUGGAGCCACCUGCUCGCCUUUUUUACUCCAGUCAACCUUGCAAACAUCACUUUGA